GUCUGGUCUAGUAAAUCUAGUAAUCUGUGAAAGACGCACCCGGUCAAGGAAAAUUUUCCAGUUGUUUGUUGCUGCAAAGGAUUAAAAAAUUAUAAAAAUUUACGCCUGCUAAAAGUACCCUGACUGAUAUUCAUGAAUGCAAUGUUUAUCCUUCAUGAAGCUGAUAUCAUAAUUAAAGAAAAGUAUGGGUCAAGUGCUUGUGAAAGAUUGUAUGUGAAACCACAAGGACAAUCUUCUAUAGUAGUAUUAGAUCGAAACAAAAUACGUGACGUGGCGAGUUGGUUUAUACAAAUCUUUCUUCCACAAGGCUAUCCCCAUAGUGUUAGUAAAGAUUACUUAUCAUAUCAAAUUUGGGAUACUGCACAAGCAUUUUGCAGCACCAUAACUGGUACCUUGGCCACACAAGAAGUUUUGAGAGGUGUUGGAGUUGGAGACACAAGUGCUACGCCUCUAGCAGCAACAGUUACAUGGGUCAUAAAAGAUGGCUGUGGUCAUAUAGGAAGAAUUUUAUUCGCAUUUACUCAUGGAACAUAUUUAGAUGCAUACAGUAAAAAAUGGAGAUUGUAUGCAGAUACACUUAAUGAUGCAGCAAUGUGUAUAGAAAUAGCUUUGCCUUUAUUCAAAAAUUACACAUCUUUUGCCCUGUGCGUAAGCACAGUUAUGAAAGCAAUAGUUGGAGUUGCAGGUGGUGCUACACGAGCAGCCAUGACUCAACACCACGCAAUCCGAGGUAACAUGGCAGAUGUAGCAGCUAAGGAUUCUGCUCAAGAAACUGCAGUCAACUUAAUCGCGUCAUUUACCGCGCUUUUUAUAAUAUAUGUUUUUGGAAAUACCCUUGCAAUUUUUCUUCUUAUGAUAAUUUUACACAUAAUUUUCAAUUAUUUUGCUGUGCGCGCUGUAUGUUUACGGACACUCAAUGAACCCAGGUUUUUACAAGCUAUUGAUAUAUAUUUGAAACAGGAGGUAAUUGCGUCGCCAUGUGAAAUCAAUCGAAAAGAACCAAUUAUAUUUUAUCAAUUGGGACCAAAUUUAUUGGAUUUAAAACUAUGUGGAUUUCAAAUUAAAUUAGGUAGCUCGUUGAAAGAGUUGGUCAAUGAGAAUUCUAAAGUUUCACUAUAUCAGAAUAUGAAACAAGUCUAUGUUGAAAGAAAUUAUGCUAUAAUGCCAAGAGUAAACAAGAGAAAAAUGUAUGUGCUGAUCAAAGAACACGCUACUACAGAUGACAUUUUAUGUUCAUACUUUCACUCUGUUCUACUGUCCAUCAUUGUUUCUGCUAUUAACGACUAUCAGCUGCCGUCAUCAAAGACUGAUGGACAACCCCGUCCUUUCGCCCAAGUUUGUCAGACGUUACAGUCAGCCGAGUGGAGCCGCGUACUAAACGAGGAUCAUAAUGCACCUAGAGAAUUUAUGUAUGAGCCCACUCAAGAACUGAUCAGAUAUGUUGACCAGAUAGCACAGAGAGAAUGGCAGCGAGUACGCGGCGGUCUGCUCGCUACAGGAUGGGAUCUUAGCAAACAUCUAUUGAUGGUUGAUGAAUGGCGUAUCACGUGCAAAACUAAAGAAUCUGAGUCAGCGCCAAAAGAUAAUAACAGUUCGAUAAUGAAUGUUGCUAAAGUAAUGUCAUUUGGUGAUGUAAUGAGAACGAAGUCGAGUAAAGAUAUUUGUGACGAUCAUUUUACAAGAGAAUCAAAAGAAUCAGAAAAAACUCCAGAAGAGUGUUUAAAACCGGAAGAUCCAGUAAAACACAAAAAGAUAGACUGAUAAUAAUAACUUUUGAUAAGUACAAUACAGACAUAGAUACUUAAUAAAUUACUACUUUUAAGAGUAGGUACUUUAUAAUAAAACACUAGUGUCGAUUGGCACGAUUAAUCUAAACUUAAAUUUGACAACAGUGAUUCCAUGUCAUUCUCUAUACAGAAUGAAAAAGAGAGACUGAUGUUAAAUUUAGUUUUAAGUUUAGAGAAUCACGCCAGGAUCGACACCAGUAGUUGAAUAUUAAUAGUAAUUUGUGUGACUGUAUUAGAGCAAAAAGUUUAAAGAAACAAAUAUUGAUUUGGUGCAUAAUACCUAUGUAGUAGGUAGGUAUUAUAGUGUUUUAAAUACGUGUUCAUAGUUAUUAAGUAUUUUAACUAUACAAAAAUCAUUCCAUGCAUGUAUGUAUAUCGUUAAGUAGGGAUGUUAUAUUAAAAAAAUAUACUUAGGUACUAAUAUUAUGUACUUAUUUCAACCAGAUUUUCCCUCAAGAGGUUUUUUAUGGCAUUCCCAGAGGUGUACGUCAGUCCAGCAGCUAGCUCCAUCACCAGUAAAUCUUACCAGCAUAUUCUCAAUAUUAAUUCUAUUCCAGGAUAGCUUGGAUAUCUCUAAGUCCUCCACCUCAAUAUCUUUAAGUGCUACAACUUUGUGAUUUAGGAUUAUUUUCAUAUAUAUACGUGUUGUAGAAAAUAAACGUAUAGGCUUGCGCAGACGAGAGAUGUUCGCCGAAACGGAUCGUUUACAAUAAAAAUGCUUCAAGUAACGCACGAGGGGAUGAAAGCACCGCGAACAAAAUCGAGGACGCCGAGCAUGGAACUGCAUAAAAAAAAUUGAGUGACUAUGCGCGCGUCGCUGCGCAAAAACACAAGUCACAACAAACAUUAGUCUGCGUUGCGCGCUCGAUCCGAAAUAAAUCCAUCUCACAAAAAGUUUGGUUUUCUUAAACUUCCUGUUAAUUACAACACAACUCGAAUAUUUGCUUUCAUAGUGUACGCUAAUACGCUUCUUUAAAUAUCCGGCAAAAAAAAUGAUCGCACACCGUGUACUUCGAGCCGGUGAAAAGUUCCCGGUGGAUAUUUUUUCACGAUUUAUAGUUUUUUUGUGCUCUACGGACAAAAGUCCCCUCGUCUGCGCAAGCCUAUGGCUAUAAAGCCAUUAUAUAUAAUACUAGCUAACCCAGCGAACUUCGUACCGCCCUAAAAAAAUAGGGGUUGUCCAGCGGACAAAAUUGUGAAUCUAAACCAUUCUCAGAUCCCCUUGAACACACACAAAAAAUUUCAUCAAAAUCGGUCCUGUCGUUUAAGAGAAGUUCAGUGACAUACACACUCACAGAAGAAUUAUAUAUAUAAAGAUAUUUCUCAUUUCCAAACUAAU
This is a messenger RNA of Chilo suppressalis (striped riceborer), 3126 nucleotides long. The record is from the annotation of a GenBank genome assembly. Lineage: Eukaryota; Metazoa; Arthropoda; Insecta; Lepidoptera; Crambidae.